Molecule: messenger RNA, 1872 nt
Organism: Zasmidium cellare ATCC 36951
Lineage: Eukaryota; Fungi; Ascomycota; Dothideomycetes; Mycosphaerellales; Mycosphaerellaceae
Exons: 7
Coding region: 1-1872 (623 amino acids)
Biological process (GO): regulation of Golgi organization
Cellular component (GO): cytosol
Source: RefSeq, a predicted model, not a curated record
AUGGAAGCUCAAUCACCGCUCACGCAGCAAGCUCGGCCGGAUUUCUUUGAGCCCAAAGUUGUCGGGCUGUAUAGGCGGCUGUUUCGAGAAAUUGAGGACGACGAGAAGGACGAUGGCUUCUGGAGUACAUUCUUCCUUCUCAAGCCAGACACCGUAGCCCUUCGCGAGAUCCUCGACAAUACCGACGCCGAAUUCCUCAUUCAUUUGCAGCACCAACCCCAACAACUUCUCCUUCAUGGCUUGGCGAAGAUCAAGGACGGCGAGGCACCAACGGACGAAAAUGCUUUGGAUACUUUGACAGCCUUCUUCGCUGUCAUAUUGGCCAAGAAGUUCACCAACCCAAGCUCAGACGUUAUCGAAGUGCUGGCCGGUUUAGACAAUGUCGACACAGUCUUCUCUGAUCUGGUCGGGACGCUGGAUCAAGCCAUCAAAGAUGGUAGGAGCGAUGAAGUCCGUCAGAAAGCGGUCCGAACUGCGAUCGCAGUCGUUGCUGGUGGCUAUCAGACUGCGUUGGUUUCGUACUUUGUACACCGCGACUUCUUUCCAGCGCUCAUGAAGCUCGUUCAUCAAAUGGACAACCCACUCAAAGCAUCCGAGCCACUGCUGUUGACAGGGUUACUCGCAAACUACAACAAGUUUGAAGUGCACAAUCAAUACCGGGUACGCUUCGCAGACUUCGUCAACGAGGAGACCAUGUCGAAAGUCGUUCAUAGCGUGGCCUGGACGACAGCUGUUCUUCGUGAGCGCUACAUAGCGAUACAAGACGAUACACCGGUAGGCUGGACCAUUGGAGGCACAUUAUCCUACGUUGGCCUUGGAGCACUAGCUGGUGUGAAGCCCGCUGCGCCAGCACUGACGGAAGAUCAACAAAAGGAGCUCUUCGCACAGCAACCUGGUCGCGAGAGUGCCUCCUUACUUACCCUCUACGACUUCGCUCUCGCAAACAAGCUCUUCUGCCACAACCUCAUCAGCUUACCAUCGAACGAGAAAGACCAGCCGCCGCCCUUCAGCACAUUCCUCUCGUUCACAUCAUAUCUGUACCAGCACGCCUACCGAAGCGUGCGGGCCUCGCUUUACGCCUAUCUCACACUUCUAAUCAUCCUCGUCUUAGUGGAAGAUUCCAACACCGCGAAGUUAUUAUCCGAGACAUCUGCUCCAGUCAGACUCUGUCGGCAGCGACCUCCGCUUCUUCCCCUCCCACGACAUGAGCGACCAUACGUUGCUACGAUCAUCGACCUGAUUAUUGAUGGUAUCAACCACAACUUGCGUAAGAGGCUCGAUACUCAUUUCUACAACCAAAGUGUUGCAGUCUUGUCAAGAGCCCUGGCAUAUCUGGCCAAAUCGCGCACCAAGCUCACCUACCACUGGGCAGAAGUCUGGCGAUCCUUACUGUCUUUUGUCCGGUUUCUCACCACCUAUGCGGACGACCUCAAGACUCUUUCUGGCACCAAUCAGCUGGUCGAAAGCCUGGUAGAUCUCCUCACGGUCGCACUCACAAAUGGCGAGGCUUUCCUCCCUGAUGCAGCGGCGUACGAUGAUCUGUUCUACAAGCUCGUCGAAUCAGGCGAAGCCCUCAUCAAGUUUCGGGAUGUGUACAACCUUAGCAAACCGGAUGCCAACACGCCGAUUAACACUCUCAUUGGAGUGUCCAAGCACUACCAAGAGCUGAUCGAAACGCAAAAGAGCAAAAGCACCCACCUGACGCCGAGAGAGGUCAACAAAAUCAUCAAGCAGGGCUACGACACUUUAUCGAUCGAGACUAAGGAGGGGUUGGAUCAUGUCGAAAAGUUCAGAGAGGCCGAUUACAAGGUGGAGCUGAAGAAGAUUGCACGAGUGGCUGUGACUGAUGCAGCUCAACUGGUCUCAUCCUAG